This is a messenger RNA of Penicillium bovifimosum, 639 nucleotides long. RefSeq lists its product as uncharacterized. Lineage: Eukaryota; Fungi; Ascomycota; Eurotiomycetes; Eurotiales; Aspergillaceae. The record is from RefSeq and is a predicted model, not a curated record. The coding region runs from base 1 to 639 and encodes 212 amino acids. The transcript has 2 exons.
AUGGCCUCUCCACAAGAUACCACCAUCGAAAACCUCACCGGCAACUGGAUCCUUCAAAAAGUCCUCUGGCUCCUCCGCAAAGCCCUCGCCCUCGGAACAAUCUACAUCAGCAUCUCACAGUAUAAAACCCCAGAUCUGUCCCCAGACCAAACCCUAACACACAUCAACUUCACCCAAACAACCACGGGUGGUCUCGCCGGUACAGCCGAGAACCGCGUCCUGGAUUGGAAAACCGCCUCCCAUGAAGAUUACAUCUUCGGCCAUGUCCAAGCACAGGCAGAAUACGUCUACGGUACCACAGAUGCCGAUGGGAAAAUACGGCCGGAUGUGGAGGUGAAGAUUGAUAAUGCUAAUGAGGAGAUUCGGGGGUGGUUGAGGGGGGAGAAGGAGGUUGAUGGGUCUUUUUCGGAGGGGUUUUUGGUUGAAAGGCAGAGUGAGGAUGUGGAGAGAGGGGAUGGGCUUUGGGUUCAUACUUUUGAGUGCAAUGAGGGGGUUGGGUGGAUGGCGGAGCAGGUUUGGGGGUUUGAGGUACUUGCGGGGAUGAGGUAUUUUUCGCGGAGGGUUGUUGUUAUGGAUGGUGGGGGGAGGUAUAUUUGUGGGAGGAUUGUUUUUGAUUUCCUUGGGAGGGAGUCGGGUUGA